AUGAAUGAAAGACUUGUCAUACUUGAUUACGAAGGACGCAACUUCACAUCCAACACUUCGUAUUCCAUUAAUCUCAACUGUUUGAUAUCUUCGCUACCUAAUCUAACUCCAACCAUCAACGGCUUCUACAACAUCUCCAUCGAAGGCGAAGUCAACGCCAUAGCUUUAUGCAGAGGAGAUCUCAAACCAAAUCAAGAUUGCAUCAAUUGCAUAACAAACACAGCUAAACAGCUAGAAAGCUGUCCAAACAUCGUGGAAUCCGACAUAUGGCUGGAAAAAUGCAUGUUUCGUUACACAAGUCGAACAAUAUUAGGUCAAAUGGAGCCAGUUCCCUUUUAUCACACAUCAAGCAACGUUAGCGUGGCGGACAAGGAAAGUUUCAGCAAGGGUUUAGGUGAACUAUUGGAUUCAUUAGGGUCAAAAAUAGUGGAUGCGUAUGACACCUCAGCAGGAGUGAAAGGGAUAGUUUACGCGUUGGCUCAGUGUAUACCAGAUUUGUCUAAAUCAGAUUGUAGAAUUUGUCUUUCACAGAUCUUUGCUGGAGUGCCUACUUGUUGUGAUGGCCAGUCAGGUGUCAAUCUAAGUUGCUAUUUUAGGUUUGAAAAUUAUCAUCUCUCUGUUGUUUCAGAAGAGAAACAACCUCUUUCUCCUCCUAAGAAUGACACCAAAAGAAGUGAUUAAGGUAACACAAUAAACGGUUCUAAAACUCUGGUAUUUGCCGUGAUUCCCAUUGUGACAAUUGUCUUAGUUGUUAUCUCUCUCUUUAUCUACUUAAUGAGGAGGAAGAAAAAUCUAAAGGAAGAAGCUGAAAAUGAGAUUGAGAGUACAUACUCAUUGCAUUUUGAUUUUGACACCAUAAGGCAUAAGAGUAGCAACAGAUGAGAGUUCUCUUUAACGAAUAAGAUCGGUGAAGGUGGUUUUGGGGCUGUCUACAAAGGUCGUCUUCAAGAUGGUCAAGAGAUAGCCGUGAAAAGGUUAUCGAUACAUUCGGGACAAGGCAAUGCCGAGUUUAAGACAGAAGUGCUCCUAAUGACUAAGCUCCAACACAAGAAUCUUGUAGAACUCUUUGGUUUCUCCAUCAAAGAAUCUGAAAGACUUCUUAUCUAUGAGUUUAUCUCUAAUACAAGUCUUGAUCGGUUCUUAUGCGAUCCUAUCAAGGCGAAGCAGUUAGAGUGGGAAACAAGGUACAAUAUCAUCAUAGGAAUCUCCAGGGGGUUGCUUUACCUUCAUGAAGGCACAGAUUUUACGAUAAUUCACCGUGAUCUCAAAUCGUCAAAUGUGCUUUUAGAUGAACAAAUGCAUCCAAAAAUCUCAGAUUUUGGAAUGGCAAGACAGUUUGAUUUUGAUAAGACUCAAGCAAUAACAUGAAGAGUUGUCGGAACUUAUGAGAUCCCUAUACUAUGUACUACUCCUUUAUAAUAUAUGGCUCCAGAGUAUGCAAUGCAUGGUAGAUUCUCUGUGAAAACAGAUGUUUACAGCUUUGGAGUUCUUGUUUUUGAGAUCAUUACAGGUAAAAGAAACAGUGGACUAGGGUUUAGUGAAGGCACAGAUCUCCCUACUUUCGCAUGGAAAAAUUGGGUUGAAGGAAGACUAAUGGAUCUAAUAGAUCAUGUUCUUUUGAAAUCUUACUCUAAGGAACAAUCAGUGCAAUGCCUAGAAAUUGCUUUGUCUUGUGUUCAAGAGAAUCCUACAAAAAGACCAACAAUGGAUUCAGCUGUUUCCAUGCUUAGCUCUGAUUCUGAGUCUCUCCAACUCCCAAAGCCAUCACAGCCUGGUUUCUUCAGAAGAUCAAUGUCGUUUUCGGUUUCUGUUAAUGAUGUUUCUCUCACAGAUUUGUCUGGACGUUAA
Molecule: messenger RNA, 1848 nt
Organism: Brassica oleracea var. oleracea
Lineage: Eukaryota; Viridiplantae; Streptophyta; Magnoliopsida; Brassicales; Brassicaceae
Product: cysteine-rich receptor-like protein kinase 27
Biological process (GO): protein phosphorylation
Molecular function (GO): ATP binding; protein kinase activity
Source: RefSeq, a predicted model, not a curated record